AUGGUGCAAAGAACUACCGCUGUAAUUGUCGUUCUUUGGUCGCUGAUCGCGUACAUUUCAAUCAACAGCUUGAUCCGAGCCGUGAAUCCCUCGGUUUUUAUCUGGUCUGCGGAAGAUAAGGACGAGGCCCGCUGGAUCGCUUCAUCUCGUUCAUGGUUUGACCGGAAAGCUUGUCGGUGGCUAGGGCUUUGUGGUACCGCGCAUUACCGCGCUGCCCGUCCCCGCUUCGGCCAACACAAGCUUGCGACGGAGCCACCGUCACCAGAGGAGUCUAAUCUUACUUCUUGGAGGGCGUUUUGGUCGAACGGGGACAACCAUUCCAACAGCGCCGAGUAUGACCAAUUUGAAAGGUCUCGUAGAGAAAUUCCAGACUACGUCUUCCGACAUGCACCUCUCGUCCAUCUAUUUUCAGGCGAGCAAUUCUGGCCUGGCGACAUUGCCGAGCAUCUCUAUCACACAACUCCAAUGUUAAACUAUACACCUAUUCGGUCACAACGAGAUCAUCCCACUCUACAGGAUCUCGACCUGCUGAAUCAGUUCCAAGAAGGGCACUACAUCUUUCUAACGAGCAAUGACAAUGUUGAAGAUCGCCCGCCUUGGAUGGAAGGUGAGAAAAACAUACCCGAUCCACCGGAGGAUGGAGGUGUGCUGCAGUCUUGGGCUGAUUGGGACGGUCGAAUUGAUGGUGAUAUCCCGGAUGAUACUCCGAGUGAAAGAGUUAAGUGGUACGAUGCAAGUCAAUCCCCGCAGGACGGAGAAGGCUAUAUAACGCCAGAUAAGCUCGGCUAUCUAGACAUAGAAGAUACACGGGUUCGGGACGAACUUCGCAAAAGAUACGGUGGGGAGCCAAUCCGCAUGGAGCAGGCUGGGGGCCACAGCGACGCGCCGGCUGUACUCAUCGUAAUGGACAAAGGAAACGGCAUCAUUGACGCUUUUUGGUUCUAUUUCUACAGCUUCAACCUGGGAAAUGUAGUUUUGAACGUGCGAUUUGGAAACCAUGUCGGCGACUGGGAACACUGUCUCGUACGAUUCCACUAUGGCAAACCCAAGGCGCUCUUCUUCAGUGCACAUAGCGCAGGUGAAGCAUAUAGCUAUGAAGCCGUCGAAAAGAUUGGAGAUCGACCUGUGAUCUACUCGGCGAUGGGUACCCACGCGAUGUAUGCAACCCCUGGUAUCCAUGACUAUAUCUUACCGUGGGGUCUCCUUCACGAUCAGACGGACCGCGGCCCGCUGUGGGAUCCUCUUUUAAACUCUCACUCAUAUACGUACGAUUAUGACAAUGAUGCUUUUCUUGCGUCUACUUCCAGCCCAGAUUCGCCCACAGGGUGGUUUUACUACAAUGGUCAUUGGGGCGAUAAAUUCUACCCUCUAGGAGACCACCGACAGUAUCGCUUCGCAGGUCAAUAUCAUUAUGUAAACGGACCUCUUGGCCCUCGAUUCAAACAUUUAGAUCGUCACAAGGUCUGUCAAGGGCCCGAUGAGGAACCCUGCGUGAUCAAGGACUACAUUGGGGAACGCAAACGAGCCAAGCGAUGGGUCAGUACCGACUCGAAAAGCCACAAUUAAAGGACUCUCGGGUGACCCUCAUUUUGAAUGCUUGGUACACUCCUUCGUCUUUUUCUUCGGUUGUGCCACGUUGUGUCAUAGGAUAUACCCCAUCUACUUUACUAUAUCUAAUCCUACUGACCCUAGAUUUGGGGGUUGAGGGUAUAAAGCUCACGAAUUAUAAUGGGUGAUGAAUACACUACUGCUACAUAUGACGGAGUUACCGAUGUUUUCUAUUUCUGAGCUUCUUGCACAGAAAGCAAGCUGGUACUAGAUGAACAUAUGAGUCGAUAAAGGAACAAAUAGAUGAGGCCCCUUUCAUUUAUUCGAUCUACACACUAGCUCCCAAGACCAACAUCGUAAGACGGUUCUACUCUCCUACGACCUAUGUAUUUUACACGAUUGUCACUUAGCUGGUGUUUCCUGCUUACCAUACUUGGAGAAGUCAGCAGCAUAGGCAUCAUCACAAGGGCGUCAACCAAGGCAGUUAAACGUACAAGAGUCUAAUAUCGUCUUCUGAGUGCGAUACAAAUCAGAUGUCAGGCAGUGAUAUAUAGAUCGGACAUCCGGUACACUUACGGUCGCUACGAACAGAGAUAUCCGACGAAAUGUAGAGGUAUAUAGAUCUUAUCCAAUGAAUCCUGGACUGGUGAUUAUACAUCCAUUAUCGGACGAAUCGCUGGGAUAUUCAGAGCUAUAUCAAGCAACACUAGAACAAAGAAGAUCGGUAUAGAGAAGGGAUAAUAGUGAAAAA
Messenger RNA from Aspergillus alliaceus, 2299 nucleotides. RefSeq lists its product as uncharacterized. Bases 1 to 1566 code for a protein of 521 amino acids. NCBI's taxonomy places the organism in Eukaryota, Fungi, Ascomycota, Eurotiomycetes, Eurotiales, Aspergillaceae. The record is from RefSeq and is a predicted model, not a curated record. The transcript is spliced from 2 exons.